GGACUGAAGAGUCAUGCUGUCACCAUGUUUGAAGUAGGUAAAAUGCUGGAUGAGGGCUUGGAUUCUCUCUUAACAGAACUUGACAAGAUACAAAGGUCGGAUUCAGAAGGUGAAGCUCAGAGGUAUUUUGAGCACGCCUUAACCCUCCGCACUUCAGUCACAUUCCUCCGUCACAAUCGGGACUUAUGUGCACCCGGUCAGGAAGUUCCCCAUGCCUUAGACUUGAUCCGCUGGGAAAGCCUUAGUAACUUAGAUCCAGCCACAACAGCAAGACUUUUGAAGAAAAAUUACCAGUUUUUGGUAUCAAUGGCCCCAUUAAGUUAUGAAAUCUCAGCGAUAGAUGGUGAAACUCCCCCUCACUUUGGUCCAGCGAUCCCAGAAGUAAAUUCUACAUGGUUUAAGUUGUUUCUUUACCAUGUAACUGGUUCAGGUCCUCCGUCAUUGCUUUUGCCAAAAGGUGAACGUUUACGCAGAUUACCAGAAUGUCUAGUAGGAUUUGAGAAGGUUUUAGUUACACCUUGGGGUCAUGACCCUACUGUUGUUCCACUUGCAGCAUUGUUCACCACAGUGAAUGAAGCACUCAUGCAUUCUCCAGUUUUUAUUCAGGCAUAUGGGUGGUAUCAUGAUGUUUGUAUACAGCAUAUUCCAUUUCCACUUGAUAGUUCUAAAAAAACAAACCAUCCAGCAGUCCAAGUUCUUUCUCAACAUCUUGAUCUUCAGCAUACAUUUGGCUUCAUUAAACUUGUUGCUUUCCCUGGAGCUGAUACACCUGGAGUGUCUAGCUUCAGCACAAGUGAAAUCACCACUGGAAUGCCUCAAGGAGCCACAUCCUCAAGCAAAUCGUAUGUUCCAGAAGUUUCUGAUGAUAAUCCAGGCACAUUUGAUAGUUCAUCAGGAAAUGAAACAGGAACUGAAAAACUUGCUGUUGACGAAGCUUCUGGUGAUUCAUCUUCCAUCCCACAAGUAGUGAGCUUUGAUGAUGUCUCUAGUAUUGUGUUAGAGAAAUCAGAGGGACAGCCUUCUCAAAGAGACAAUAUGACAUUGCAAUUUGGGGCCCCUCUUGUAGAACAGUGGCACUUGCUGGAAUGCCAUUUUGGCUUGCCGCUGUUUGAUGCUUCUCUUAAUGAAGAGGUAUCUCAUAAGAUCAUCUCGCAUAAACUGUUUAGUCCUGAUAGUGUCCAAAAAUUCAACGAGUCCAACCAGAUUCUCAUCCAGAAGUUGCGAGAAUUCAUCAGUGCAAAUAAGGCUCAAGGUAUCUGUCCAGAAGUUCAACAGAGAGGUAGUUGUCGCGAAGGAGCAUCAAGUCUGCCAUUGCCUACUGUACCACUCCUAUUUUCAGCAGGAAAUUUGGCUCCAUGGGAAGGUACCUGAUAAUAUUUUGUAAAAUAGUAAGUUUAAAGGGGGAGAUGUAUAGCUCUGCUGAUAUGUAUAUAUGCAAGAAACAAUAUUUGAUUUAUCUUUAUUGUAUUGUUAAGGUUAUAUUCCAUAUAAGAUAGGCUGUGUAGUUAGUAUUUCCAAACAAAUAUUCAUUUAUUUAAGAGUUUCAAGGAUGUCCAAAGAGAUAUUAUUUUUUAUUUAGUUUACAUUCCAGGGUGAAAGUAUUUAGGAACUGGCAAUUUACUGGAAUUGAACAUUCUGGGUCAAGAUGUUGGUUCCACUUAUAAUAUGGUCAGUGCUAAUUGAUUAAAAAGAUAAUAGUUUCACAACAAACCAGUUACUUAUAAUUUGACCACAUUUAUAUCUUCAGAUUACCUGGAUGCUACAAUCCUUUUAAAAUAAAGAAUGCAGUCAUCAUUGCACAUUUGCAGGUGGAUCCUCUGGUCCCUAACAGCUUGGUUUGUUUUUAUACCAGUUCUGCCAUAAAAGUUUUUAAUGUUCUAUAUUCUUUCUAUUUACAUACAUUAUGAUAUUCUCAUCAACAAAGACACUCCAGGGGCAUUGCCCAUGUGUUUCUCUUAAUAGAUUUGUAUUGUUCCCUGCUAUGAUUGAAGUGAUUGACAUAUACAAAUUUUUCUACCCACAGCAUUCCCUGUAAGAUGUGAAGUAGAAAGGGGACUUUGUAUCGCAGAUGAUUUCAAUUGCUAAUGACUUAAGAGUUGCUUUUGCAUGUCAGGGUUUCUGUAUCAAGUACAACUUGGAAGAUAUAGAUGUUGGUGCUUAGAUCAGUUCCCAGUUGCUUUUAAGUGGAUCCCUGUGGCCCAAGUCAGCAAGUCUGGGUUUUUAUGUGCAGCUUCAUAUUUCCAACUUGAAUUGGGAUGCAGACUGAUUAUAAUUAAUAAUUGUGAUGAAAUAAGAAUUCAUUUUUUUUAAACAUAAUUAAUUUUCUCAUACAAACUCAUUAUUAAUUAUAAUCCAAGGUAAUCCAACUUCCUGUCUCACAAACAAGCUUUUCUCACUGGUGUAUGAAUUCUGGCUGUGUUAGGGACCUGAGGACCCACCCAUGCAUGCACAAUGAUGAGAGAGACUGCAACAUCCAUACAGCUUGAAGACUGACUACAAGUGUGGGAUCAUUGUAAGGAAUGCAUUUCAUGAAAGAAUUAUUACUGUUAAAAAUUGACAUGCCUAUCUGAAAGAUUUUCAGUUGAUGAGAAUAAGGAUAUGUGGUUUAUGGCUUGGUCAGCACUGCACAUAUCAAUGUUUUCUUGAAAACUGUGUAGCCAUUUAUCCUCUUCAUGUCAAUAAAACUAUAUUUUUAAAUUUUAGAUACAGUACAAUAUAAAGAUAUUUACUUGUAAAAUUUUCAAAUGUUUCUGCUGUUGACAUUGCAUCAUAAUUAAAUACAGUUCUUUAAAGAAAUUUUAUUGUAAAUAAUUCUGUGAAUUCUUUUAGCAUAAAUUCUUUACUGAAUUAUAGGUGGGUGUGAAUUUGAUUAUAUUUUUUCUUAAGGAGUCGGGUUUGAAAUAUGAUUUAUGGUGCAUAUUUAUUAAAAUUCAAAGUGUUGGGUUCCUAAAGACUAUCUCAAUAUUUUUUUUUUUAUCAUUUACUUGUCUUUAUUUCAAAAGAUCCACUUGCACAUUAACCUCACAGUAAUAAUAAGCAAAAAAGUUUGGUUCAUUAGUGAGGUGCUAUUUUUGAUAUACUAAUUAAUGCUUAAACUGGUGAUGUUUUUUACAUGAAAAUGAUUCUGUUUCAAUUUUAUGGUCACUGUGGAUGAUCAAACAGUAUUUACAAAUUGUGAUGAUCAGUUUUUGCAAAAGUUUGAUAUUUGCGAAGGACUACCUAUUUUUUAUUUUUACUGUGCUGGAAGGUGGGUGCUUAAAUUGAAGCUUAUAUCAUGCUAGUUGGUGAUAAAUGCAGUACAGAAUCUUACUACAAAUCAUACUGGUUUGUUAUUAGAUUUACAUCAUAUGUCUGGAGCUUCAUUAAAAGCAUUAGAAUCAUAUCUAUUUAGUAUGUAGUAUUUCAGACCAUCAAACUCUGAAUACUGUUUUGGCUUCAACAUUGCAUUGUGAAUUUUUUUAGCAUUGUGUUACAUUGUUGAAUGGAAGAAUUACAAUUCUGUAAUAUAAUGAAUAAUCACCAGCAACUCGGAAGGUAGCUGUGUCAUGACUGGUGUAAAUUGCUGUUGCAGGUACUGUAGUUCUCAGCAUAAUUAUUUUUACUUUAGAAAAAUGUUAGAACUUAGAGGCAAAUUCUUCCAAGCAGUGGUUUUAACUGAUGAGCUCCUUUCAAAUACUGAGGGUCAUAAAAAAAUCCUUUAAUGUAAAGGAGUUUAUUUUUGUUGCUCAUGGGUAACAAGGAAAGCGAUCAAAAUUAUCAUUGUAUGUUUUUCAUGAGGGUUUUCAUUAAUAAGUGUGAUUUACUCUAGGCCAAGAAGUUUUAGGAUUUGAAUUGUAAUACCUGUUCUUUCUCAUAGUGCUUGUAAUUAUAUCUUCUUACCCAUGCAUAUAUUGAUAAUAGGAAAUAGAGGAAGUGGUUGAACUAAGAUUGUUCUCAUAAAGCCUUUAGUUACGCAAGUUGCUCUGUAUUUAGUAAGACCGCAAUUUGGAAUAAUUCAGAUUUAUUGCGAAAGUUGUAGCUUUAGUGAAGUCCUUAUGAGUUCAGUUUUUCAACAGUCAUUCAUAUCAUAUGUGUUUCUCAUUUGUUAAUCAGACAGGUUUAAAAGACCAUGCCAUUUACUUAACAAUAUUCUUUUGUGUCUUAUUCAAAGGUAAAAUAUUUUCAGUCCCUGUCCAUUGUAGUGUUGCAAAUCACAUAAACAAAAAUAAUUUAAUAAUGAAUACUAAUAUUGGUCAACAUAUUAGUGUAUGUUUCUCAAUAUUUUGUGUUGUGGAAACUUUUCCUUUAGAUUAUCAAAACAUUCCAUAUGCUGUGGUUGCAGUUCAUUCAACCAGUUCAGUUAUUAAUAGCCAAGCGUUUACAUUCUUAGCAAAACUGAAUCUCUAGUAUACUAUUAUCAACAAAUAGUUUAAGCCAACCACUGAGAUAACAUUUUUAGCUUUCAUAGGCUGAUAAAGAUGUAAAUUAUUGGGUAGCAGGUUUGGUAGGUAGGUGAUUUUUUAAUUACUUAUA
Messenger RNA from Macrobrachium nipponense, 4512 nucleotides. RefSeq names its product protein FAM91A1-like. NCBI's taxonomy places the organism in Eukaryota, Metazoa, Arthropoda, Malacostraca, Decapoda, Palaemonidae. The record is from RefSeq and is a predicted model, not a curated record. Gene Ontology annotation, molecular function: protein binding.